AUGCGUCUGAAAUUUUUUGGCAAGAGAAAACAAGAAGCUAAUGAUUAUAAUGAAGAAGAUCGCCAACAUGGAAUACAACAAGUAAGAUCACCACCUCAUGAUGAUCUAGCUAUUAUGUUUAGUCGCCAAUCACACGUCCCACCCGUGUCUAGCAGACAGGCAGAGUUCGAAAAUGUAAACUCGAGCAGUGAUAAAAACUAUGUCGAUGGUGAUGGCGACGGUGGUAGUAGUAGCAUUGAUCAUAAAGAUAAGAUUGCUGUUAAGGAAGAUGAAGCGUACGAAGGAACAACUGGUGUUGUCGAAGACGUCUGGGAACCUGAAAUUGAACCUCAAGGAAAAUGGCAAAAAUUUUACUACAACUGGCUUGUAGUAGAUAAAUCAACCAUAGGAAUUCCUUUUUCGAGAUCAUUUCUUAACAACAGCGAUUUAAAACCGGUGGAAAGCAAGAGAAGAAUUUGGGGAUGGCAUAAUUUCUUCUACUACUGGUUAGCGGAUUGUUUUAACAUUAACACAUGGCAAGUAGCGUCCUCAGGUAUGCAAAUUGGUUUAAAUUGGUGGCAAUGUUGGAUUUCCAUUUGGAUUGGUUAUUUAUGUACAGGUAUCUUUGUCGUUUUAGCGUCUAGAUUCGGUGCAGCAUACCAUGUCUGUUUCCCCGUAUCUGUGAGGGCAAGUUUCGGUGUCUAUUUUUCCGCAUGGCCAAUUGUUAACCGUAUCGUAAUGGCUAUUGUAUGGUACGCAGUGCAAGCUUGGUUAGGUGGUACACUGGUAUCAUUGCUGUUAAGAUCAAUUUUUGGUAAUGAUUUAAACACAAAAAUUCCUAACCAUUUCGGUUCUGAUAACGCAACUACAUUUGAAUUCAUGAGUUUUUUCAUCUUCUGGGUUGUUAGUAUCCCAUUUUUAUUAAUUCCACCACAUAAGCUGAAAUAUCUGUUUGCGGUGAAAGCUGCUUUAGUUCCAUUUGCAGCCUUUGGGUUUUUAAUUUGGGCUGUGGUUAAAUCGCAUGGUCAUCUAGCAAUGGGUAAUUUGAGUGAAUACCAUCCUCAUGGUUCUGCAUUUUCAUGGGUCUUCAUCAGAUCUUUGAUUAACUGUUUAGCAAACUUUGCCACUUUAAUCGUCAAUGCCCCAGAUUUUGCAAGAUUCUCUACAACUCCAAACUCUUCAUCUUUAAUCCAAUUGGUUUCUAUUCCCUUCCUAUUUUCUCUAACUUGUCUAAUCGGUAUUUUGGUGACUGCUGCCGGUUACAAACUUUAUGGUAUCAAUUACUGGUCUCCAAUUGACGUUUUAGGUAAAUUCCUCGACAGCUCCUACUCAAGUGGUACUAGAGCCGGUGUCUUCCUGAUCGUCUUUGUCUUUAUUAUAGCACAAUUGGGUACUAAUAUUUCAGCCAAUUCUUUAUCAUGUGGUACUGAUAUGACUUCAAUAUUACCUAGGUUCAUCAACAUUAAACGUGGUUCAUUGUUCUGUGCCGCUAUCGCAUUGUGCAUUUGCCCCUGGAAUAUGAUGGCUUCUUCAAGUAAAUUCACAAUGGCCCUUUCAGCAUAUGCAAUUUUCUUAUCAUCUAUCGCAGGUGUGGUAUGUUGUGAUUAUUUCCUAGUAAGAAGGGGUUAUAUCAAAUUGAUGCAUUUGUAUUCCAAUCAAAAGGGUUCCUUUUACAUGUAUGGCAAUAGAUGGGGGAUAAACUGGAGAGCUCUAGUAGCCUAUUUCCUCAGUAUUGCUCCCAAUUUACCAGGUUUUAUUGGUACUGUCGGCGCGCCUCAAGUUACUGUUGGUGUUGGAGCAUUAAGAAUUUACUAUUUGAAUUACUGGGUCGGUUAUGUAAUUGCAUUCCUAGUUUACGGAGUGCUAUGUUAUAUUUGGCCUGUUCCCGGAACUCCAGUUAAAAAUUUCCUUAGAGAGAAGGGUUGGUACCAAUAUUGGGCUGAUGUAGAGGAUUUUGAACACGAAUGGAGAUUGACCAUGAUGAAGAAAGAUUUAUUGGAUGAUAAAGUCGAUUUAGCUGAAGUCGAUCCUGAAAAAAUUUUCUACUGA
Molecule: messenger RNA, 2028 nt
Organism: Zygosaccharomyces rouxii
Lineage: Eukaryota; Fungi; Ascomycota; Saccharomycetes; Saccharomycetales; Saccharomycetaceae
Gene: FUR4
Product: uracil permease
Exons: 1
Coding region: 1-2028 (675 amino acids)
Biological process (GO): nucleobase transport; transmembrane transport
Cellular component (GO): plasma membrane
Molecular function (GO): nucleobase transmembrane transporter activity
Source: RefSeq, a predicted model, not a curated record